UGUGUGACACAUCAGGUCGCCGGGCUACUCGCUCCAUGUAAGACCUCUGCUCUUGUGUCUACCACCUUCGACCGCCAUCCUCACUUUUUCUCCAUUGAAAGCAUGGAAAUGGCAAAGCGAGGCCUCUUGUUCUUGCACAGGGCCUGCUCUGCUUCGCUCACACGGCAGGACCGACUCGACAUUCUCUUCGGCACCUUCUUCGUGCACCUCAUACUAACAAUGCUGAGCAACUUAUGUGGCUGUCUGACCCAGAGUUUCCUCCUCUACAACGGCCUCUUCCUGGGCACUGUCAUCUGGAGUCUGCACCACCGCGAGUCUGAGGAGCCGGCCUUCUUGGCGAUGUGUACUGACUGCUUCGCCUUCGUGUUCGACAUAGUAAAUCUUUCCAUCUUCUGGCCAACAAUCCUGACUGGUUCCAUACAAUUCGGGCUCGUGAUGGCCAUGCUUAACCUGGCGCUGCGCCCCAUGUCCGCCUUCCUACUGUACCGGGUGGUGCAGGACCGAGCCACAGACCACGGAGGAAGCAGCACCUUGCCUUCCAGUUUACAAGGCAUUUUUAAUCCCACACCGUACGAGGACAUUGAUCAGGAAGGUGCGCAAGCUGUCAUCCCCAAGACCCAGACACCAAGGCACUCCAAGGAUUCCAAGGACCCUAUUGUUGCUUAGCUGGCUUGCUCUCGCUCUCGCUCUCUCUCUCUCUCUCUCUCUCUCUCUCUACUCGACAAUUCCUACUCUGUUUAUAUCUAGCCACUCUCUACUUUCUACACACACACACACACACACACACACACACACACACACAGUUCUAGUCAGUCCAUUUCUAAAACAAACCUUCAUAAUCUUAAGUUUUCUAUUGGUCGUGCUUAGUACAAUGUCAUGGCGCCUAUACGUGGUGGCUAUUCUCUAGUCUCCCAUCAAAUUUUUCGUUUUCUACAGCUUCAAGGGAGAAUCUAACUCUUUGAAGGGGGAACUCGGCCUGGCCACACUCCACAGCUAGACUGCAAGAACAUAAAAACAUAGAAAAAUAAAAGGGAAGAAACAAGGACCCAUGAAAACACUAGCACCAAAUUCCAUGUUCAGUAUAAAAAGA
This is a messenger RNA of Portunus trituberculatus (swimming crab), 1090 nucleotides long. RefSeq lists its product as uncharacterized. Gene Ontology annotation, biological process: angiotensin-activated signaling pathway. The record is from RefSeq and is a predicted model, not a curated record. The transcript has 6 exons. Gene Ontology annotation, cellular component: plasma membrane. Bases 103 to 666 code for a protein of 187 amino acids. NCBI's taxonomy places the organism in Eukaryota, Metazoa, Arthropoda, Malacostraca, Decapoda, Portunidae.